Messenger RNA from Lycium ferocissimum, 1888 nucleotides. RefSeq names its product carboxyl-terminal-processing peptidase 1, chloroplastic. The record is from RefSeq and is a predicted model, not a curated record. The transcript has 13 exons. The coding region runs from base 15 to 1427 and encodes 470 amino acids. Lineage: Eukaryota; Viridiplantae; Streptophyta; Magnoliopsida; Solanales; Solanaceae. Gene Ontology annotation, molecular function: endopeptidase activity; protein binding; serine-type peptidase activity. Gene Ontology annotation, biological process: proteolysis.
ACUUCACUCUGAAGAUGAGGCUGCUCCACAACCCCAUACCUCCACCAUCUCCACCAUUAUUAACCUCCUUUUCAGCACCCAAAUCUUCAAUUCUUCCAAAAAAAUCAUCUUUGAACUCUCAUCAUAAACCCCUUCAACAAGUUGUCUCAACUGGGGUGUCAUUAGUUCUUUCUUUGGGGCUUCUUGUUUCUGCUCCUAAUUCCAUUGCUUUGGAAUCUCCUUCUUCACUUCAAUUUUCGUUGGAGGCAACAAAUUGUCGCGACAACGAGGCGGAGGAAGAGGUGUACACUGAAGUGUCCAAAGUGGUGAGCAAUGAAAGGAUUGUGGAAGAAGCUUGGCAGAUUGUUAAUGACAGCUUUCUUAACACUAGUCCUCGUUCUUGGUCUCAAGAAUCUUGGCUUCAAAAGAAAGAUGACAUCUUAAGUUCAUCAAUUCAGACAAGGUCAAAAGCUCACGAUAUCAUCAGGCGUAUGUUGGCUAGCUUGGGUGACCCCUAUACACGUUUUCUUUCUCCUGAACAGUUCUCCAAGAUGGCUAGAUAUGAUAUGACUGGAAUUGGAGUAAACCUCAGGGAUGUCCCAGAUGGCAAUGGAGGUUCAAAACUGAAGGUUUUGGGGCUCCUAUUGGAUGGCCCUGCCCAUAAUGCCGGUGUGCGACAGGGAGAUGAACUAAUAUCCGUGAAUGGGGUGGAUGUGCUGGGUAAAUCUGCCUUUGAAGCAUCAUCUCUGUUACUAGGUCCAAAUGGGACAUCUGUGAACAUCAUGGUUAAGCAUGGGAAUUGUGGACCUGUCCAGUCCAUUAAUGUGGAGAGGCAAUCUAUUGCUAAGACACCCGUUUUUUAUCGGCUGGAGCAGAUUGACAGUGGUUCUACUUCUGUUGGUUAUGUGCGCCUAAAGGAGUUCAAUGCAUUGGCCAGAAAAGAUUUGGUUACUGCAAUUAAGCGACUCGAAGGCAUGGGUGCCUCAUCUUUUGUUCUUGAUCUCAGAGAUAACCUUGGUGGACUAGUGCAGGCUGGCAUUGAAAUCGCAAAACUUUUUCUGAAUGAAGGAGACACGGUGAUUUACACUGUAGGAAGAGAUCCACAGUAUACAAGGAAUAUUGUUGCAGAAGCUCCUCCUCUUAUUACAGCUCCAGUAAUUGUUUUGGUUAACAAGAGUACUGCAAGUGCUAGUGAAAUUGUUGCAACUGCGCUUCACGACAAUUGUAGAGCUGUUCUCGUGGGAGACAAGACAUAUGGCAAGGGCCUGAUUCAGUCGGUGUUCGAGCUGCCUGAUGGCUCGGGUGUGGUUGUAACAAUUGGAAAGUAUGUCACGCCAAAUCACAUGGAUAUUAAUGGCAAUGGAGUUGAACCGGAUUUCAAGAAUUUUCCUGCUUUAAGUGAAGUCAACAAUCGUCUGUCCAAGUGCCAUAUGCAGCAAGAGGGAUAAGCUCGCUCGUUUUCCUUUCUGGGCCAAUUCUGAUUAUUCUCCGUGACGGAUGAAUAACUUGGGCUAGUCCUUGGUCGUGCAACACAUGGAUUGAUAUGAUAAUAACAGAUGUUAACCUCCACACUCGUUUAGCUUCACCCUUUGACUGAGCACCACCAGGAAGAAACAAAGAUUGGAUACAUAUUGCAACCUCUUCUAUUUGCCUAGGCAUCACUAUUAAAGCAAAAAAUCAGAUCAAUAUCAGCAACUUUAAUCAGAUCAAGUGCAGAACUGGCCAGUGGAUGUUGAAAUUAGCCUGAACCAGCUGAGUUGUGUUAUAUUGUAUUUAUCUUACUGAUGGCAGGUGCGCCAAUGGAUGCUAGUCGCACAAGGUGUACAUAUAUAACUAGCAAUUUACCCGAUGUAAACAACAAUGUAUAUUGUAUAUACAUAUUUUGAGUAAAUCAAUUUUAUGAUUGGAA